Messenger RNA from Oncorhynchus mykiss (rainbow trout), 3472 nucleotides. RefSeq names its product ankyrin repeat domain 13D (gene ankrd13d). The record is from RefSeq and is a predicted model, not a curated record. Gene Ontology annotation, cellular component: cytoplasm. Lineage: Eukaryota; Metazoa; Chordata; Actinopteri; Salmoniformes; Salmonidae. Gene Ontology annotation, molecular function: protein binding.
UCGGCUUCUUGUCUUAGCCCAGUGUUUUACAAAUCUGAUCCUUGGGAUCUUAUCUACGGGUUGUGCAGGCUUUUGUUACGGUGUCAGGUGAUUCGCUGUGUACAUGUAAUACCUUUUUUUUUUUUUUGGGCGCAAAGAGCCCGUGGUCAUAAACUGGAGAUUCUCACCAUUGCCCCACAACUCUACUUGACAUUGGCAUUAGAAGUGGGGAUAGAACAGUUGUUUACCCAUCAAUGAUUGUAUGGCAACAUGCAUUACGCGCCCUAUCUUCCUCACCCACUCCAGCUGCUAGCAAUAACCUGGAACUAAAGCGACGCUGAAAAUGACGUGAAAUAUAAAUAAAUAAUGCAAACUGGGGUGUGUAAAUUGUCUCAGCUGCUGCAGUCUGUUAUUGUUAAGAAUACCGGACUGUGUAAUAGUGGUUUGUUGUUUCCAGAAUGUUGGUGAUUGGAAUAUGAACACCGACAAGGUAUAUUGACAGCAUCCGAAUUGACAUCGCUAUCAUCGGACGUAUUAUAUACUCGAGUGACCUGGAUGUGUAUUCGAAAUAGGCCGUAUCUCGGUCUAUUAUUUUGACUGCACAGGAUCAGAAAAAAAAACAUCGCGAAAGCGAGUGGGUGAUGAUAGGGAGUUGUUUGCUUGUUAGCACAUCAGCAGGACAUGAUACCGUCGUUAGUUAAACAAACGGCAUUGCUAGACUAGAAAUGGACAUGGUUAGACGUGCAAUGUUAGCCAGCUAGCUAACAAGCAAGAUGGAAUGGAAAAUAAGUGCGGUCAUAUGUUCUUAGCCAGUUAGCCGCUUUCCUGGCUAAUGGGUAGACGAGGGCUAGCUAGCUAUGUAUUUUAAUCGGCACCUACACCUAUCCUAUUGCUAAUUACUUUGCUAACUAUUACCCGUUUUAUAAAGUAGAAUCUUGCUACCUUGCGGGAUUUUUUUGUGCACGCGUCCUCACACGUCUCUUGAGAGAGAACAUUUUUGCUGCUGCUGGAAGAUAAACGGUGAAAGCUGCUACAUUUGAUAAACAAUGGCUCAAGAGGCGUUUCCUUUUCAUUUUCUGGUUUGGAACAACCAAUACCUUGAGCUUGAACGGCAACUACAGAAAAACGAGGAGAAUGUGGAUCGCUUGGACCCGCGGGGGCGCACCCCGCUAGAGCUGGCUGUGUGUCUGGGCCACCUGGAAUCAACCCGUGUGCUGCUCAGACACUCCGCAGACCCAACGCACUGCAACGCUCAGAGCUGGACUGUUUUGCAGGAGGCAGUGAGCACAGGGGACCCUGAGCUUUGUCAGCUGGUGCUGCAGUAUAGAGACUUCAAGCGAGCCACAGAGAGACUGGCCGGCAUCCCAGAACUGCUCAGCAAGCUAAGACGGGCCCGGGAUUUUUACGUGGAGAUGAAAUGGGAGUUCACCAGUUGGGUCCCCCUGGUCUCCAAGGUGUGUCCCAGUGAUGUGUACCGCGUGUGGAAGAGUGGCUCGUGUCUGCGGGUGGACACCACUCUACUGGGAUUUGAGCACAUGACCUGGCUCAAGGGCCGUCGCAGCUACAUCUUUAAGGGCGAAGAGAAUGGCGCUGUGGUGAUGGAGGUGGACCAUGACAAGCAGGUGGUGUACACAGAGCCUCUGUCUCUCUCCCUGCGGGACGCUCCGUCUCUCCUGGCUGCCAUGCUGCCCACCCAGGAGAACACCGCCCAGAGACUCACCUCCCCUAUCGUCUCCACACACCUCAACACACGCAACAUCGCCUUCGAGAGGAACAAGUCUGGCAUUUGGGGCUGGCGCUCUGAGAAGAGUGAGGCAGUCAGUGGCUACGAGGCAAAGGUGUACAGCGCCACUAAUGUGGAGCUGGUGACUCGAUCAAGAACAGAGCACCUGUCGGACCAGGACAAGUCAAAGAGCAAAGGCACCAAGACUCCUCUUCAGUCCUUCCUGGGGAUAGCUGAGCAGCAUACAGCUCCUAAUGGGAGUAAUGUUUCUCAGUGUGCCAGCCCCCAUAACCCCACAGCCAUCACAGCUGAGGAAUACUUUGACCCAGAGUUCCAACUCAAUGAGCGAGACAUCGGACGCCCCGUGGAGCUCACCAGCAAAGUCCAGAGGUUUAAGGCCCAUCUGUGGUUGAGUGAGGCUCACCCUCUGUCAUUGGCUGAGCAGGUCACGCCCAUCAUUGACCUCAUGGCCAUCUCCAACGCCCAUUUUGCCAAACUACGUGACUUCAUCACUCUGAGCCUGCCCCCCGGCUUCCCGGUCAAAAUAGAGAUCCCUCUGUUCCAUGUGUUGAAUGCCAGAGUGACCUUCAGUAACCUGUGUGGCUGUGAUGAGCCUGUCAGCUCGGUUACUGUACACACACCUGAGGAGGCCCCCGAGGCUGGGCAGGCCCUGCAUCCAUUUAACUGCGAGGUGGACCCCUCCGUAUUUGAACCACCCCCAGACUACACCACGCUUGGUCCAGGCCGCAGCGAGCCAAUGAGAGAUGAGGAUGAUAACUUGCUGCAGUUUGCCAUCCAGCAGAGCCUAUUGGACGCAGGGACAGAGAGCGACCAGGUGACUAUAUGGGAGGCUCUGACUAACAGUCGUCCUGUUUCUGGGCAAAUACAGUCACCCCUGUAUGAGGACGACUCUCAGCUGGAGAGGGCCAUCCAGGAGUCCCUGUCGAUCUCAUUGGCUGGUGGUAAGGAAGGAGAGCCUGCAGAUCCUGCCCUUCCCCUGUCAGUCUCGCCGUCGCACCCCGGAGCCUACUCCCCUCCCUCCUACAGCUCAGUGGCUGAGCCGCGGUUGCCGGGGCCAUUUCCCGGGGGAAACAGCUUUGACGAGCAGCUACGCAUCGCCAUGGACCUCUCGUGCAGGGAACAGGAAGAGAUGGACAGGGCAAGGCAGGAGGAAGAGGAUGAGCUGGAAAGGAUCCUUCAGCUGUCACUUUUAGAGAAGUAGCCACGUGUCUUGAUUGGGUAACAAACAUGUUAACUUAUUGUUUUAGUUUUUUUAUCCUGCAAUGUUAAAUUAUUAUUAUUUAGUUUUAAUUUAUGAUGUCUUAAUAAUGGGGCAUUAGAGUAUGGGACCAGACUGCAGGGAGGGAGGUAGAGAUGGUACUGUCCUCAAGGUGGGUAAAAGCAAUAUGUUGGAAACUACUUUCCAUUCACCAGUGGGCACCUGCUGUAUUUGUUGUCACCUGUCCAGUGGGAAGGGUUGUUUUGAGAGAUGAGGGGUACUGGGAGGGAAAGAUGGUCAAACUAGCAGUGCUGCUGUAAGAGCGCUCUUCAGGCCCUGAAUGGAUGGAGAGAACACUUUUAUUUUGCUUUAUUUUUCACAACCCAGCUGUCAUUGAGUGAUAAGUCCUUUAACCUUUCACCUAUGAUACAAACUGAUAAUAGUGAUAUGAUUUAUAAAAUACUGAUAUAUAUAAGAUAAUUAUUGAUAAAAAAUAUAUUAUGCUGGUUGACUCCUGCGUGUGACUUGGAAAAUAAAUGUAUCCUGAAGCA